[Candida] anglica is the source of this 420-nucleotide messenger RNA. The record is from the annotation of a GenBank genome assembly. NCBI's taxonomy places the organism in Eukaryota, Fungi, Ascomycota, Pichiomycetes, Serinales, Debaryomycetaceae.
AUGAUCAACUUGCUUCACUCUAAUCAACAAUUACAACAAGCAGCAGGUGGCUCGGGCCUUGUGGUGAUAGAUAUUUACCGAGAAUCAGAAUGCAAACACAUGUCUUCAUUUUAUAAGAAACUACCAAAGAAAUUCCCCAAAGUUGCAUUCUUCCGUAUCGAUGUUAAAUCAUUCUCUGGAUUUGAUAAUUUUGCAAUUGCAGCACAAAUCUCAACCAUCCCUACAAUCUUGGUGUAUUGUAAUGGUCAAAAUUUAGUUAAAACUGGAGUGAGUUCUCCACAAUUGGUGGAGUUAUUAAUUGAACAUUGUCACGAAGAAUACCUGAAAUCAAUUUCAUGUUCUUCAUCAACUUUAUAUUCUCCAGCUUCCUUGUCUUUAACUUCAUCUCCAUCCUACACUCAUUUGGACAAUUUAUUUUAA